Galeopterus variegatus (Sunda flying lemur) is the source of this 1261-nucleotide messenger RNA. RefSeq names its product esterase D (gene ESD). Bases 277 to 1125 code for a protein of 282 amino acids. Gene Ontology annotation, molecular function: S-formylglutathione hydrolase activity. Gene Ontology annotation, biological process: formaldehyde catabolic process. NCBI's taxonomy places the organism in Eukaryota, Metazoa, Chordata, Mammalia, Dermoptera, Cynocephalidae. Gene Ontology annotation, cellular component: cytosol. The transcript is spliced from 10 exons. The record is from RefSeq and is a predicted model, not a curated record.
CCAGACCCGCAGCCACCGCCCCAAGUAGAUGCGAGGUAGAUGUGUACCCAUUCUAACCAGAAACAGGCAGCACCCACAACCCAGGCCGCGUCCACGUCGGGGACAUGACCAGUCACACAAGAGCACGGGUCAGGAGCGCUCACCAGGGGAUCCCGCAUCUUUGGAGUUGGGUGAUCUGUUCGGGUUGUAAAGUGUGCUCAGAGUUCUGUAGGGGCUUGAGGAUCAUCUGCUCUUUGGUGCAGACAAAAAACCAGGUAGCAAUUAGACAGGAAAAGAAUGGCACUGAAACAGGUUUCCAGCAACAAGUGCUUUGGGGGAUUGCAGAAAGUUUUUGAACAUGACAGUGUGGAACUGAACUGCAAAAUGAAAUUUGCUGUCUACUUACCACCACAGGCGGAAACUGGAAAGUGCCCUGCCGUAUAUUGGCUGUCUGGUUUGACUUGCACAGAACAAAAUUUCAUAUCGAAAUCUGGUUAUCAUCAAGCUGCAUCAGAACAUGGCCUUGUCGUCAUUGCUCCAGAUACCAGCCCUCGUGGCUGCAGUAUUAAAGGAGAAGAUGAGAGCUGGGACUUUGGCACCGGUGCUGGUUUUUAUGUGGAUGCCACUGAAGAACCUUGGAAAACUAACUACAGAAUGUACUCUUAUGUAACAGAGGAGCUUCCCCAACUCAUAAAUGCUAAUUUUCCAGUGGACCCUCAAAGGAUGUCUAUUUUUGGCCACUCCAUGGGAGGCCAUGGAGCUCUGAUUUGUGCUUUGAAAAAUCCUGGAAAAUACAAAUCUGUGUCAGCAUUCGCUCCAAUUUGUAACCCAGUGCUUUGUCCUUGGGGCAAAAAAGCCUUUAGUGGAUAUUUGGGAACAGAUCAAAGUAAAUGGAAGCCUUAUGAUGCCACCCAUCUUGUGAAGUCCUAUCCAGGUUCUCAACUAGAUAUUCUGAUUGAUCAAGGAAAAGAUGACCAGUUUCUUUCAGAUGGACAGUUACUCCCUGAUAACUUCAUAGCUGCUUGUACAGAAAAGAAAAUCCCCGUCGUUUUUAGAUUACAAGAGGGUUAUGAUCAUAGCUACUACUUCAUUUCAACGUUUAUUGCUGAUCACAUCAGACAUCAUGCAAAAUACCUGAAUGCAUGAAAAACUUCAGAUAAAAGAAUCUCUUCAAUAAACAGAAUUGCUUAGGAAAAAAAUAAUUCAAACCAUUGGAUUUCAUAAUGCUAAAAGGGCUUUAUUCUAUUGUUGAAUAACCUUCUGAAUAAAUAUAUAAAACCUA